Cololabis saira (Pacific saury) is the source of this 4255-nucleotide messenger RNA. It is a transcript of the gene gan, whose product is annotated as gigaxonin. The record is from RefSeq and is a predicted model, not a curated record. Gene Ontology annotation, biological process: cytoskeleton organization. The transcript has 13 exons. The coding region runs from base 147 to 1958 and encodes 603 amino acids. NCBI's taxonomy places the organism in Eukaryota, Metazoa, Chordata, Actinopteri, Beloniformes, Belonidae. Gene Ontology annotation, molecular function: protein binding.
CUCUUGAAUGCAACACGAUACAUUCCUUGACGUUCUCGCGUGGAGUCAAUCGUGUUGUAAGUGGAGUUUGCACUCUCUUUGCCCAACAAAACCUUUUAUAAUUCUUAAGGAGCCAGCACGUUGCCGGGGCUGGUCCAACCCCAGACAUGCCCGACUCCGCCACCGGGGAGCCCGGCUCCAGGGUGUCCGACCCGCAGCACUCCCGCAAGCUCCUGCGGGUCCUGCGAGCCUUCUGGCAGGAGCAGAGCUUCCACGACGCCCUGCUGGUGGUGGACGGAGAGCAGCUCCCGGUGCAGAAGAACAUCCUGGCCGCUGCCAGCCCCUACAUCAGGACCAAGCUGAACUACAAUCCUCCGAAAGAAGAUGGGUCUAUGUACAGAAUUGAGCUGCAGGGGGUCUCUAUGGCCAUCAUGAAACAAAUCCUGGACUACAUCUUCAGUGGUGAAAUCACUCUGAGUGAGGAGACCAUCCAGGACAUGGUGCAGGCGUCGGAUCUGCUCCUCAUGACGGACCUGAAGUUUCUGUGCUGCCAGUUCUUGGAGAGCUGCAUCACAGCGGAGAACUGCAUCGGUAUCCGCCUCUUCUCCCUGCACUACUGCCUCUACCACGUCCACCACGCCGCCACCGAGUUCCUGCAGACGCACUUCCGGGACGUGGCGCUCACGGAGGAGUUCAGGGAGCUGCCCUCGGACCGGCUCUGCGAGCUGCUGGCCAUUGAGAAGCUCAACGUGGGCAACGAGAAGCACGUGCUGGAGGCCGUGGUGCGCUGGUUCGCUCACGACCCCGACGACCGGAGGGUGCACAUGAAGGAGGUGAUGUCUGCCGUGUGGGUGCAGGGCUUGGACGUGAGCUACCUGAGAGAGCAGACCAUGGGGGAGCCGCUGAUGAGGGAGGUGAUCAGGGAGUUCUGCCAGAAGGUGCUGUCGGAGGGGCAGCUGCAGGGCGAGGCCAUGCUCGACGCCUUCAAGCCCAGAGGCUACUCCGAGUGCAUCGUCAUCGCAGGAGGAGAAGACCGCAAAACCCGGAAGCCGACCUCCGUGACGCGCUGCAUGUGUCCUCUGUACGACGCCAACAGACAGGACUGGAUUGAGCUGCAGCCCAUGAGCGUCGCCCGCGUCGGCCACGGCGUGAUCGCUGCCGAGGGUUUCAUGUUUGCGAUUGGUGGAACAGAUGAACACAACACGCUCCUUGACAGCGGAGAGAAAUACGACCCCGACUCCAACACCUGGAGCCCCAUCCCUGCGCUGCUGCAGGCGCGCCAGAACUUCGGCGUGGUGGAGCUCGACGGCCUGAUUUACGUCCUCGGGGGAGAAAAUGAGGAGACGGAGUUGAUCACUGUGGAAGUGUUUGAUCCACACUGCAACACCUGGAAGACACAAACCAGCAUGACCAUGAUCCGCAAGGUUGGUUGCUACGCCACCAUGAAUAAGAAGAUCUAUGCCAUCGGUGGGGGCUCCUACGGGAAGCUGUUCGACUCUGUGGAAUGCUAUGACCCCAAAACCCAGCAGUGGACGGGCCUGUGCCCUCUGAAAGAGAGGAGGUUCGGUUCGGUGGCCUGUGGCGUCGGCCAGGAGCUCUACGUGUUCGGUGGCGUCAGAAGCCAGGAGAACGAAAACCCGGAGGAAAGACACAUGAUGACCUGCAAGUCUGAGUUCUACCACGAUGAGAUGAGGAGGUGGAUGCUGCUGGACGACCAGAGCCUCUGCAUCCAGACCAGCUCCUCGUUCGUCUACGGCGCCGUGCCCAUCGGAGCCAACAUCUACGUGGUGGGAGACCUGGACACGGGUACCAGCUUCGACUACAUCCGGGUGUUCCGCCGCAGCACGGGGACGUGGCACAGCACCAAGCCCAUGCGGACCACCGACCUCUCCAAGACGGCCUGCGCCGCCCUGCGCAUCGCCAACUGCCGGCUGUUCCGCCUCCAGCUGAGCCAGGGAAUGUUCCGGAUCCGAGUGUGACUCUGACGGAGCCGCACACCGGUACCUCCACCUGCUGCAGGGCGAAUUAGGGAACACACUAGCACUGCAAUAUUACUGUCGCUACUCCACACCCCUCUCUGCUGUAGGACUCCAUGGCACCAGAAUGAGACCAGACAAGUUGUAAACGUGUCGGUUUUUCUCUGAACCAAACUCAUACAACUUCCUUUUAAACAUGGAUUUCUUAUUUAAAGGGACAUUCCUGCUUUUAUUGUGUUUAAUGGUUUACUUUAGGCUCGGUGGGAGAUUAGACACUGGCUACCACAUCGUCGUCCAUGAAACGAUGACGCACUUAAUUCACCAGAGACCAUUAGGGGGAGUUUGCUUUUCGGGAUUUCUGAAAUGUGGCAGAGCGAGAAAAGCCCGUUUGUUGCUGCUUACCUGAGCACGCCACUUCUACAUCAGUCAUUCAGACCUUUCAGGUUGACUGGAGCAUAGAUGUUAGCUGACUGAAGUAAACACUAACUAAACCAUCUUAAUCAUGUUCUUCAUCUGUACACACUCCAAAUGCCGCACUAAUCACAACCACGUUAACAACCGUUUAGCUCAAAGCAUGAACCUAAAAUUACGGAAGAGUAUUAGGGCCAUGCAGGAGAAAAAAUAUUUGACAGGGGAAGAUUUUUUUUUUAUUGUGCACUUCGAGAAAAAAGUAGAAAUGUUGAGAUUAAUUUUGAAAUACAAUUUCAAGAAUAAAGUUGAAAUUUCACCUUUUUUCUUAACAUUUCAACUUUAUUCAUGACAUUUUUACUUUUUUCUCGAAAUUGUAUUACAGCAUUAAUCUCGACAUUUCAACUUUUUUCUCGACAUUUUUACUUUUUUCUCGAAGUGCAUAAUGAAAAAAAAAAUCUUCCUCCUCUAAAAUAUUAUUUUUAUUUUUCUCCUGCCUGGCCCUAAUACUCUUCCGUAUAAAAUAAACAUACAUGUACAAAAUAUAUCUAAAGGAGGCACCUUUUUCUCUGAAAAUUGAAUCUGAAAUGAAUAAACGCGUAAAAGAUUUUAGUUUUUAAAUCGCCUUGCAGUCGGUUGCAGUAACACUUUUAAAAAAUGGGUUUUCUUACGAAUGCUUGGCGGUGGAGUAGGGGGCGGAGUCAGCUGCUGGAUCGACGCCCAGGCCCGUCACGUGCUGACGUGAUGAGUUGGGAGGACUGUGUCAGCAAGGUCAUCUACGAUCUGGUUCCCCAGCCUGCGUACUCCUGGCCACUGGACUCCCGUCAUGUCGUGAAUGGGACCAAAAUUCACAAUUUCAUUUCAACUUGAACAUUUUCUUUCUUUUUGUUUUAUUUUACUUGCCUCCUUUUUUGCUCUGUUGUGCACCAGAGUGCCUUGUACUCAACAUUUGUUCAGCUGCUCACGCGCUCCGCUCCGAUCUGCGAUGGCUCGGGUGAUAUAGGUAAAAGAGCUCCACCCUCUUAUUCAAUGGCAUUCAAGACAACUAAGUAAUAGUAUAUUUUAAAGGGAUUUAUGUUUGUCUGAUAAAUGAGAGAAAAGUGAAGGAGUCCUAUAUGUUCUUAUUACCAAAAAGUACAAUUUCCGCCUAAACUAAAAAAGGUAUGAUUACAGUGCUAUAGUUCACGAAUAGUUCAAUCUGAGGGCCAUUAUUCCUAGACUAUCUCCUCUCGCCAUCCCCACACAGCUGCUUUGACAGGCCGUGAGCUGCUGUCACCAGCGACUGCUCGGGGAUGUGCUGCUGUUCAUGUGUCUCCGGCAGGGUCAGUCAGUCCGCAACUCAUUUCAGAAGGCAAGGCAAGUUUAUUUAUAGAGCACAAUUCAACACAAGGUAAUUCAAAGUGCUUUACAUCAACAUUAAAAGCAGCAAGACACAAUUAAACAGUAAAUAACGAAUAAAAUGAAAUAAAAUGAUAAGAAAAGAGGUAAAAUAAUAGAAAGCACAAGUUGUUUAAAGUAAGGGCAGUAGAGUACAGCAGGUACACAUUCACUCAUUCUUACAAUGGCAAGAAUUACGUUUCUAUACGGUCAAAACGUACAAAGACCGGGUCAAAUACAGUAUUACAAAAGUAAUAAGUGCCGAUUUGUGCGGUGAAUCAAACCAAUUUGACAAUUCUACGGAAGCAGACUGGAAGCAGCUACCUGCUCUGCUGGAGAUCAGCGGCUGGCCUCUGUUUUCCACAGAAGCCCUCCUGGCCUCCUGAUUCAGCAUUUCAGCAGAGUUUCUGCUACACACUCCGAGGCCAUCCCACAUGGGCCCCUCUCUCUCUGAGCGUCUGAGACCUCUGUGGGGUGUCUGGGUUGGCCUGCUCACCUGAGUUACAGCUCCUCCA